AAUUGUCCUCUCUCUCCUUCCUUUUUUAAAAGCUAAGUGCUGUAUAUAACUGUUUAAGGGUACUGAGUGGUUCAACUCGGAGGUUCACAGCCUUGGGCUAGUCAAGUUGAAAAAGAAGAAGAAAAAUCAUGGUAUGUUUCUGUUUUCUGGUUGAUCAGACAAAGAAAGUGAGCAAAAGUAAGCCGGCGGCAGGGUUUUGCUCGAGGUGUGGCGGAGGGGCAAGUGUAGCUGAUAUGAAAACGUGUACAAGGUUUUGCUACGUGCCGUUUUACUGGAAAUCGUGGAAGGCAAUUAUAUGCACUUUUUGUGGAGCCAUUCUUCGAUCUUACCGUUGAAUUCAUGGAAUACUUGUGUUUUCUGCAACUUUUGUUUUUACUAUUUUUGCAAGGUCUAAGUUGGAGAUGAACUUCAUUCUUUCAUAAUUAGAUCAAAGGAGAGCGGUGUCCUCCUCCUUUAUCAUCCGCAGUUAACAAAGCUUUUAUCUAUAUAAACAUAGCACUAGCAAUAUAUUAAAACAGAUUGAUCUGAGAUCUGAUGGAUGAGCUUAUGAGUCAUCGUUUCCAAUGAUUGGCUGAAAAGGACUUUAUUGUUACAGAUUUGUACUUUGAACUGUAAAUGUAAGUAAAAGGUUUUCUUUUGCCCUA
This is a messenger RNA of Gossypium raimondii (Peruvian cotton), 644 nucleotides long. RefSeq lists its product as uncharacterized. Lineage: Eukaryota; Viridiplantae; Streptophyta; Magnoliopsida; Malvales; Malvaceae. The transcript has a single exon. The coding region runs from base 129 to 335 and encodes 68 amino acids. The record is from RefSeq and is a predicted model, not a curated record.